AUGAGUAAUUUAUCUUAAUCAUCUUCUCUACCUGUUAUUAAAAAUAAAUUACAUGUAGGAGAGAAUCUUAUGUAUUAAAUUCACAAAAGAGCUUUGUAAGAAUAUUUAAAAAGUGGGAAUAUAGAUUAAAGAAUUGUUUCAAUGAAUUUAUUAAAUGUAAGUUAAUUAAAGAAUGAAGAACUUAAUCUCCUUCAUUAAUCUCUAAGCACUAAGAAUUAAAAACUUGAAGGAGAUGCUAGUAAAAUAUUAUCCAAAGUAUUUUUUUAAUUUUAUAUAUUUUAGUUUAAAUCAAAAGUUAAAUCUAAUGGAUUUCCUAUCUAUUUCAAGAAACCAGAUUAUUCUCAUGAAGAUCAAGAACUUAAUCAAUUAGAAGAACAUCUGUAUAGAAUUUAGAUUUAUAAAUAAGCAAAAUUGUACUUAAAUCUAAAUUAAAUACUUGCAAAGUCUUUAAUGGUACUUAUUUAGUAGAUCCUACUAUUCAAGAUCUUUAAAGAACCAAUCAAAAAUAAAAACAACCUUUAUAACUUAUUUAUUUUCCUGCAAUAAAAAGAUAACCAAGUCAAGCUAAUUUAAGAGACACUUAAUAAAUUAAAUAAGUUGUUAAUUAAAGAUUGCAUGAUUCUUAAUUAACAUUAUAAGAAUUAAGAGAAAGAUAUAAAGAAUCUAAAUUAAGUGACUUUUAAAAGUAUUUUUUUUAAUUGAUUGAUGAGGGGGAUGUUGGUGAAUUACAAUCUUUAUUUAAAUAAAAAGAAAUAUCCUAAGAGAUUCUUAAUAGUCCAAAUCAUAAAGGUUACUAUCCGAUUCAUUUAGCAAUUAAAUAGAAAGAUCCAUAAUUAUUUAAGUUAUUUUAAUAAAAUGGAGCUGAUCUCACUGUCUUAACAAGAAAAAAGAAGUCUAUUAAACAAUUAUUAGAAAUCUAUUAUAAUGAUGAAAUUUAUGAAUUAAUUAAUGGAAAGAAGAAAGCAAAAUUAUUAUUAUGA
Paramecium sonneborni is the source of this 980-nucleotide messenger RNA. Lineage: Eukaryota; Ciliophora; Oligohymenophorea; Peniculida; Parameciidae. The record is from the annotation of a GenBank genome assembly.